Molecule: messenger RNA, 1940 nt
Organism: Carya illinoinensis
Lineage: Eukaryota; Viridiplantae; Streptophyta; Magnoliopsida; Fagales; Juglandaceae
Product: vacuole membrane protein KMS1-like
Exons: 8
Coding region: 314-1621 (435 amino acids)
Source: RefSeq, a predicted model, not a curated record
CAAUUUUUAAAGACUCAUUUGAGUCACUUUGUGAAAGAGGGGGUAUCGACGAAGGCGGAUCUCCCACCAAGGACCAAACUCCCUUCCAAAGUCCUCGUAUCUUUUUUAAUUUUUCGUUUUGUUCAAAACAAAUUCAAAUAUGCGGAAAAAAUCCAAAGCAGAGAUGUUUGAUAUUUGACAUUCAGGGAACUGAUUCAUGUUCUCCAUUUUCAGCGAUCAAUCGGAGCAAUAAACUCGCACUCACAGAAAUUAUUCGUAAUUUCUUCUAAUAAAAUAAAUUAGUAUAGCAGAAAAAGGAGUUUCUGAUUCUGGCAUGUCCAGCGUAAUGGGUUCGCUCAGAGGAUCAACUUCUGCUGCUGCUGCUGCUCCUCCUCCCUCCGCUCAGCGUGGUGACGUUGCGAUCUCAGAACUCCAGGGGAGGCGGCAUCAACAGGAAGUAGAAAAUCUGACACUCAGAACACAACCCUUGAAAACUUUGAAGUUCUUCAUUUUGGCUAGUUUUCAGUAUGUUAAGCAGUUAAUAUUAUAUUUGCUUGCAAAAGGUGGAUGGAUAAUGCUUUUGAGCACAGUAGCAGCAGCUAGUGCAAUUCUUGUUGUUGCCAUUGAUGGCCCUCAUGAGAAGCAUGUUGAGGAGCUUUCAAGAUAUAUCCAGUUUGGACUAUGGUGGAUUGCUCUUGGGGUUGCAUCUUCGAUUGGGCUUGGAUCUGGUUUGCAUACUUUUGUCCUUUAUCUGGGUCCCCACAUCGCAUUUUUCACUAUAAAAGCAAUGCAGUGUGGCCGUGUGGAUUUAAAAAGUGCUCCAUAUGAUACAACUCAGUUGAGAAGAGGUCCUUCAUGGCUUGAUAAAGACUGCUCUGAAUUUGGGCCCCCAUUAUUCCCAUCAUUACAUGGUUUGCGCGUUCCAAUUAGCAGCAUAUUGCCACAGGUUCAGAUUGAGGCCGUUUUAUGGGGUCUCGGUACUGCUAUUGGAGAGCUUCCUCCAUACUUUAUCUCAAGAGCAGGUGGCAAAUUGGAGGCUAUGGAAGAAUUGGAUGCCUCCUCAACUGAAGGCAAAGGAGUCAUUGCUACUCGACUAAAUCAAAUCAAACGCUGGCUGUUAUCACACGCGCAGCACUUGAACUUCUUUACAAUUUUAGUUCUCGCUUCGGUGCCAAAUCCUCUAUUUGACCUUGCUGGCAUCAUGUGUGGACAAUUUGGGAUUCCUUUUUGGAAAUUUUUUCUAGCCACAUUGAUUGGAAAGGCAAUCAUCAAAACUCACAUACAGACAGUUUUCAUCAUCUCAGUUUGCAAUAAUCAACUCCUUAACUGGAUUGAAAACGAGUUGAUAUGGAUGCUCAGCCUUAUUCCUGGUUUUGCUUCUGUCUUGCCCUCCCUUGUUGUCAAGCUCAAUGCUGUCAAAGAUAAGUAUCUGACAGCACCUCCUCCCGGGGCAUCAAAUAUCAAGGUGAAGAAGUGGGAUCUCUCAUUUGCUUCAAUCUGGAAUACUGUUGUGUGGCUCAUGCUCAUUAAUUUCGCAAUCAAAUUUGUGACGAGCACUGCCCAAGCGUAUCUCAAGGAACAGCAGGAAAAUGAGCUAAAUGCAUCGGCAACUGGGUCAUCUACAUUUGAACAUUCAAAUUGAAUCCAACUCUUUAAUUUAGGAUGAAGUGUCAGCCUUACUGCCCCCAGCAAGUAGAAUUAAUGGAAUUUUAAGCAAAGGCUCUCAUCAGUGCAGACUAAGAACUCUGCGGCGGAAGUCCCUAUGAGAAGCCUGUAUAGAACUAGGAACACAAUGGACAACAGGAAAUAAUUCAUUUUUCCGUCUAGUGCUGGGGGAAAGCAUUGUUUUGGGUAGUUCUUAGCUUACCGUUGACAACUUUGGAAAUUAGAAACUGGAAUCUUAUUAUUCUUUUGCAAUGCAAACAGAUCCUAUAAGCUCAUAAACAAGUGAGCUUUCAACA